Molecule: messenger RNA, 2171 nt
Organism: Meleagris gallopavo (turkey)
Lineage: Eukaryota; Metazoa; Chordata; Aves; Galliformes; Phasianidae
Source: RefSeq, a predicted model, not a curated record
UCUGAUGCUGAAAUCUAAUUUUUCUUGCCCCAGCAUACCUCAUCUCAGAACUGGAAGCUGCCAGAAUGCUGUGUGUGAAUGCCCCUCCUAAAAAAGCACAGGAAGGAGGUGGCAGUGAAGUCUUUCAGGAGCUAAAAGGCAUAUGUAUUGCUUUAGGCAUGUCCAAGCCUCCAGCCAACAUAACGAUGUUCCAGUUCUUCAGUGGAAUUGAAAAAAAACUGAAAGAAACCCUAGCAAAGGUUCCACCUAAUCAUGUUGGAAAACCUCUCUUGAAGAAGCAGCUGGGACCAGCUCACUGGGAAAAAAUUGAAGCAAUUAAUCAAGCCAUAGUCAACGAAUACGAAGUCCGAAGAAAACUGUUAGUCAAACGUUUGGAUGUUACUGUGCAGUCCUUUGGCUGGUCAGAUAGAGCUAAGAGUCAGACAGAAAAGCUGGCUAAAGUCUACCAGCCAAAACGUGCCCUCUUAUCCACUAAGUGCACUAUUUCUGUUGCAAAUCUCUUGGCAGCUCGGCAAGAUCUGUCAAAAAUUAUGAGAACAAGCAGCGGAUCCAUCCGAGAGAAGACUGCGUGUGCCAUUAAUAAGGUGCUUAUGGGUAGAGUGCCUGACAGAGGAGGAAGGCCCAAUGAAAUUGAACCGCCACCUCCUGAGAUGCCACCCUGGCAGAAGAGACCAGAGGCUGGUCCACAACAAAGUGGUGGCCGAGGAGGAAGAGGUGGCUAUGAAUCCUCAUAUGGAGGGCGAGGAGGUUAUGACCAUGGGGGUCAUAGCCAUGGUGGUCAUGAGCGAGGAGGAAGAGGAGGCUAUGACUCAUCAUAUGGAGGACGAGGAGGCCAUGAACGAGGAGGUCAUGAUCAAGGAGGCCAUGAUCGAGGAGGGCGAGGAGGACGUGGGGGCGGCUAUGAUCAUGGUGGCAGAGGAGGUGGAAGAGGAAACAAACUCCAAGGAGGGUGGACAGAUGGUGGAGGUGGUGGCUACCAGGAUGGCAACUACAGGGAUAGCAACUACAGAGAUGCAGGUUUUCAAACGGGUGGCUACCAUGGCGGUGGUGGUGGUGGUGGCGGCGGCGGCGGCUACCAAGGAGGAGGCUAUGGUGGCUACCAGUCAUCUUCAUACACAGGAAGUGGCUACCAAGGGGGUGGUGGCUACCAGCAAGACAACAGAUACCAAGAUGGUGGGUCCCACAGUGACCGAGGGGGUGGGCGUGGAGGAGGGAGGGGUGGCCGUGGUGGUCGUGGUGGCCGUGGAGGUCAAGGAGGAGGCUGGGGAGGCAGAGGUGGACAGAAUUAUAAUCCAGGGGGGCAAUUUGAGCAGCACUUCCAGCAUGGAGGCUAUCAGUAUAAUCAGUCUGGUUUUGGACAAGGAAGGCACUUCACAAGCUGAGGUUGCUAAAAACUUUUGCUUCAGCAGAGCUCAAAUAAUAAAAACCUGGUUUCAGAGUCUUGGUUUAAUCAUUUCAGAAUUAGUACAGGUUUGUACAUAUGAGGCAGAAUCUUUUGGGGUGGGAUGUUUUGUAUUGAACUAAGUACAGCUUUCUGUGCUUUCCUUCCCCCCCAGUCUGUUGGAAUUGAAUGCAUCAUAACUACUCACUGCACUUCACUUAAUCGUAAAUUAAUAGUCAUGCUUUUUUGAUGUUGGACUGACAUCUGCUCAGAACACAUUGAUUCCAAAACUACCUGCUGUGUUUUGCUUGAAGCUUUGAUUGGAAAAAUUAUAAAGGCUGGUCUAGUCAAAAUUAUAUGUUUCAAUAUACAAUGGAAUUUCUGCAUCCCCUAGCCAUUGUUCAGUUACAUGACGUAAAAUCAGUGCUAAAUAUUGCUUCCGGAUUGCUGUCCUGUUGUUUUAAUCAAAGUUACACACAUACACAGGCCCACACAGCAACUUCCCUCUAACAGACAGGUUUGUUAUCUAUUAUAUGAGCUCUGCUGUAGAUGUCAUGUUUGGUAGCCUUAUCUUCCAUUAAGCAAAUUUUUUCCCACCUGCUCAAGUCUGAAGACUUACCACCGCCAAAACCUGCAAAGAUUAUUUAAAACUAAGCUAAAUUGUGAACUGGUAGUGUACAUAGGCCUGUAGUUCGGUGUAGCAAUUCAAACUGACCUGCAUCCAUCCAAAACAAGUUGCUCCUCCUUCAAACUUAAUUUUUACUUGAAAUCAGCUAAGAAAAAAAAAAAA